AUGGAUUGGUUGAGGAAGCUGUUCACGGGGAAAGGUUCUGCGAAAGCAGCAGAACAAAAAGCAAAGAAGCGAGCGAGCAGAAGGCACAGUAAGCGAGUUCGUGAGCGGGAGAAGGAGCUCCGAUGUGCGAAGGAACAUGAUGGAUCCAAAAAGCCGGCCUUUUUCUGGGGAUCGCCAGGCCAGACAUAUGAGAAUAAUGUUCGUGGUCCGGAUGAACAAACCUGGGUUAUAAAGCCUUAA
This is a messenger RNA of Penicillium mononematosum, 240 nucleotides long. RefSeq lists its product as uncharacterized. Lineage: Eukaryota; Fungi; Ascomycota; Eurotiomycetes; Eurotiales; Aspergillaceae. The coding region runs from base 1 to 240 and encodes 79 amino acids. The transcript has a single exon. The record is from RefSeq and is a predicted model, not a curated record.